UGUCGAUCGGUACCUCGGGAUGCCGUGCUGCCGUGUUGGCGAAGCUGAGUUAUAUCUUCAACCACUCCGUCAGCUCUCGACCUGAGAUUUGGAUGAUGCUUUUAUUGAUAGUAAAUAACUUUUAAAUGUAUGUUUUUCGGAGAGGAAACUCAAAGUUUCAUCUAGAAUCACAUGCCAUUUACUGAUCAAUGCUCUUCUAGUUAAACCAGACUAAAGUAUCUACCAGGACUUCUCUUCAACCUGCAUACUUCAUACUUCAACCUGUGUGCGGACGUCAUAUGUAACCACACACCCAUCAACUCCUUCUCACACGAAUGGCAUCACUGCCCGUCCACUCCGCCGAAUCUCCUCUGGAGAUGCAGUCACAGAAGAAAAAUGCGCAUCCGAAGAGAAACAUAAUACUCGGUCUCCUAAUCGCCUUAGCAUGCACCUGGAUUCCAUACACAUUUUAUUUUCGCCAAAGCUCUUUUAACGAUGUCAGUUCCAUAGUGGACGAAGGGCCCAAAGAGAUAAUUCACCACGAAUAUGGAACGAAUGCGCAAUUCGCUUUCACAGAUAUGAUACACCUGGUGAAUUUACCUUCCGAUUACCUGCCGCAAACAGGCAAACAUCGGAAACCGAAUCGCUUGAUCAUAGUGGGUGAUGUGCAUGGGAUGAAACAUGCGCUGGUAAGUUUGCUUGCCAAAGUAAAAUUUGAUGAGAAACACGACCAUUUGAUCCUAGCCGGCGAUAUGAUAUCCAAGGGACCUGAUUCUCCAGGUGUGGUCGAUCUCGCUAUGAAACUAGGAGCUACUGCAGUGAGGGGAAAUCAUGAGGACAGGAUUAUUCUCGCACAUGCGGAUAUGGUGGCGCAGCAUAAGGAGGCGGAGAUGGAUGCACCGGGACCGAGCGAAGACCCAGGGAAGGUGAUUGAUGGGUUGGAGGAAGUUAGUUUCAGUCAUGGGGACUAUAAGGAUCGGGCAUUGGUAAGGGAGUUAGGGGAGAAGAGAAUCAAGUGGUUGAAGAAAUGCCCGGUGAUCUUGAGAGUAGGGCAUUUGGAGGGCAUGGAGGAGGUGGUGGUUGUUCAUGCUGGGCUGGCUCCCGGAGUGGAAUUGGAAAGACAAGAUCCAUCCAUGGUGAUGAACAUGAGGACUAUCAUUGAUGGAAUACCGAGCGAUGAAAGAGAUGGGAAACAUUGGAAUAAGGUAGAUUUGUAUUCACAUCAUGUCAUCAUCUUCAUGAAGUAUCACUAACCAGUACAAAAUCACCAGGUCUGGAAUAAAUUUCAGAAGAAACUACCAAAGAAAGAACGCACCACAGUCAUAUACGGUCACGAUUCAAAACGAGGUCUUCAGUUAAAGAAAUACAGCAUGGGUCUAGAUACAGGGUGUUUAAAGGGCGGUAAACUUACAGCUAUGGUUAUUGAAGGUGGAAAUUCUACACCUAAGCAUAAAGUGGUGCAAGUCAAGUGUAAGGAUGGGAGAAAGCAUUAGAAACAAGAGAUUGGUAAAGGUGACGCGAUGAGAGGUUUUGCAUUAGAUACCACUUUGCGGCGUUUGGGAUAUUAUUUGUUUCGAAUGAAGUUAAUGAUGGGCACAUAUUAGGUAAUUACGAGUUGGGCAAUGGUUCUAUCUUGAGUUUUAUGGUGUUAGAUAUGAUCAGUGUUAUUCUGGAAGGGAUCAGGUGAUAUUCCAGCGCAACUGUCAACCAGUUUGCUGCAAAUGAGUAUCAUAUGUGUUAAGAAUGCUUAGACGGCGGGGCAUAGAGUCAAAGCUCACUUGUUUUAAUGCGGUGCCUUCAAUGCAUGAAGAAUAUAGAUUACAUUUAUGA
Molecule: messenger RNA, 1809 nt
Organism: Sclerotinia trifoliorum
Lineage: Eukaryota; Fungi; Ascomycota; Leotiomycetes; Helotiales; Sclerotiniaceae
Source: the annotation of a GenBank genome assembly